Molecule: messenger RNA, 1637 nt
Organism: Eufriesea mexicana
Lineage: Eukaryota; Metazoa; Arthropoda; Insecta; Hymenoptera; Apidae
Gene: Vps4
Product: vacuolar protein sorting 4
Exons: 6
Coding region: 197-1522 (441 amino acids)
Biological process (GO): endosomal transport; vacuole organization
Molecular function (GO): ATP binding; ATP hydrolysis activity
Source: RefSeq, a predicted model, not a curated record
CUGAAAAGUUGGAGUUUUAACAUUGAUUAAAGUUGAGGAAAAUAGAAUAUCUUAUUGAUGCGGUAGAUCGCCGUCCCGAUCGCCGUUUCUUUUUAUUCUUUUGAGACGCUGCGUCUCAUCGUGACGGUGAACUACCGUAUAAAUAUUCUAUAAUUUUAGAAUAAAAUAAAGGUUAGGUACAAUUUAAAGUAAUAUAAUGGCUUCAGGUACAAUAUUGCAGAAAGCUAUAGAUCUAGUUACCAGAGCUACUGAAGAAGAUCGUAACAAAAAUUAUGAGGAAGCUCUUAGGUUGUACGAAUAUGCUGUUGAAUGUUUCUUACAUUCUAUUAAAUAUGAAGCACAAGGCGAUAGAGCUAAGGAAAGUAUAAGAGCAAAAUGUACUCAAUAUUUAGAAAGAGCUGAAAAAUUGAAAGCCUAUUUGAAGAAAAGUAAGAAGAAACCUGUGAAAGCAGGUGAAGAUAAUUCUAAGACUGAAGAUAAGAAAAGUGACAGUGGAGACAGUGAUACAGAUAGUGAUCCAGAAAAGAAAAAACUUCAAAGUAAAUUAGAAGGUGCAAUAAUUAUUGAAAAGCCAGAUGUCAAAUGGAGCGAUGUUGCUGGUCUUGAUGGAGCUAAGGAAGCUUUAAAAGAAGCUGUUAUUUUACCAAUACGUUUUCCCCAUCUCUUUACAGGGAAGCGGAUACCAUGGAAGGGUAUCUUAUUAUUUGGGCCACCAGGCACUGGUAAAUCUUAUCUAGCAAAGGCUGUUGCAACAGAGGCCAAUAAUUCAACAUUCUUUUCUGUAUCAUCUUCAGAUUUGGUAAGCAAAUGGCUUGGGGAGUCGGAAAAACUUGUCAAAAAUUUGUUUGAAUUAGCUCGUCAGCAUAAACCUAGUAUCAUAUUUAUUGAUGAGGUAGAUUCACUAUGCUCGUCACGUUCUGAUAAUGAAUCAGAAUCUGCGAGAAGAAUAAAAACUGAAUUUCUAGUUCAGAUGCAAGGUGUUGGAUCAGACAAUGAUGGUAUACUAGUACUGGGAGCUACUAAUAUACCAUGGGUAUUAGACUCUGCUAUUAGAAGAAGAUUUGAAAAAAGGAUUUACAUUCCCUUACCUGAUGAACAAGCUCGCGUUAUAAUGUUUAAACUUCAUUUAGGAAGCACUUCUCACUGUCUAACAGAGGAGGACUUUAAAAAAUUAGCAGCUGCCACUGAUGGUUAUUCUGGAGCUGAUAUAAGUAUUAUUGUACGAGAUGCUCUUAUGCAACCAGUUAGACAAGUUCAAACUGCAACGCAUUUUAAACGUGUAAGAGGACCAUCACCAAAAGAUCCUUCUAUCAUUGUGGAUGAUUUAUUAACCCCAUGUUCACCGGGAGAUCCAGCUGCUAUCGAAAUGAACUGGAUGGAAGUUGAGGGUGACAAAUUGUAUGAACCACCUGUAACUAUGAAAGAUAUGUUGAAAUCAUUAGCGACUACACGACCCACAGUGAACGAAGAUGAUAUGACAAAGUUAGAAAAAUUUAAAGAAGAUUUUGGUCAAGAAGGUUGAUACUCAAAUUUUUGUAAUGAAAUUGCUAUAUACUUCCAAAAAUAUUUUUCGUUUAUACACGUACUUGUCUCAUAUGUUGUUCAAUUACCAACACUGCUAUAUGUAGUAUUCAUAC